AUGGAUCUGAGAGUGGGCAACAAGUUCAGAAUCGGUCGCAAAAUCGGCUCCGGUUCCUUUGGUGACAUCUAUCUCGGCACCAAUAUUGUUACGGGUGAAGAGGUUGCUAUCAAGCUAGAAUCAGUAAAGGCAAAGCACCCACAGCUUGAAUAUGAAGCCAAAGUGUACAGAGCCUUGCAAGGCGGUGUCGGUAUUCCCUUUGUACGGUGGUUUGGCGUUGAAUGCGACUAUAAUGCCAUGGUCAUUGAUCUCAUGGGACCAUCACUUGAGGACUUGUUCAACUUUUGCAAUCGCAAGUUCCAACUCAAGACUGUGUUGCUUCUAGCAGAUCAGAUGCUUUCCCGCAUCGAGUAUAUUCACUCCAAGAACUUUAUUCAUCGCGACAUCAAGCCUGACAACUUUUUAAUGGGCAUUGGCAAGCGAGGCAACCAGGUGAACAUUAUUGAUUUUGGUCUGGCCAAAAAGUACCGCGAUCCACGAACACAUUUGCAUAUCCCUUAUAGGGAGAAUAAGAAUCUUACUGGCACUGCACGUUAUGCGAGCAUUAACACACAUUUGGGUGUUGAACAAUCACGGCGAGACGAUUUGGAAUCGUUAGGAUAUGUGCUCAUGUACUUUUGCCGUGGCCAGUUGCCAUGGCAAGGACUGAAGGCUGCGACCAAGAAGCAAAAAUACGAUCGCAUCAUGGAAAAGAAGAUGACGACGCCCACCGAAUUGCUGUGCCGUGGAUUUCCCAGCGAAUUUGCAAUUUACCUCAACUACACGCGCUCGUUGCGGUUCGACGAUAAGCCUGACUAUAGCUAUCUGCGCAAACUGUUCCGGGACCUCUUUGUACGAGAAGGCUACCAAUACGAUUACAUGUUCGACUGGACAUCUUACAAGUUGGUAAGGAGAAAUGGUCAGGGCAUGGGAAAGAAUUGGAUGAGGAAGAUGUUAUAUGUUUUUCUUGUGGCUAAACGAACAUUAUCUUGA
Messenger RNA from Zychaea mexicana, 972 nucleotides. RefSeq names its product kinase-like protein. Gene Ontology annotation, molecular function: ATP binding; protein serine/threonine kinase activity. The record is from RefSeq and is a predicted model, not a curated record. NCBI's taxonomy places the organism in Eukaryota, Fungi, Mucoromycota, Mucoromycetes, Mucorales, Lichtheimiaceae. The transcript has 5 exons. Gene Ontology annotation, biological process: signal transduction; peptidyl-serine phosphorylation; endocytosis. Gene Ontology annotation, cellular component: cytoplasm; nucleus. The coding region runs from base 1 to 972 and encodes 323 amino acids.